Molecule: messenger RNA, 2027 nt
Organism: Zophobas morio
Lineage: Eukaryota; Metazoa; Arthropoda; Insecta; Coleoptera; Tenebrionidae
Product: facilitated trehalose transporter Tret1-like
Exons: 4
Coding region: 1-1884 (627 amino acids)
Biological process (GO): transmembrane transport
Cellular component (GO): membrane
Molecular function (GO): transmembrane transporter activity
Source: RefSeq, a predicted model, not a curated record
AUGUGGCAAACUACAAACAUUUCCGUACAAAACAAGAAUUAUAAUAGUGAAUUAUUGCACGUGUAUCACCCAAAAACUUCCAGCACCAAUGCCACUCUCCUCCAACUUCUUUAUUUUAUUUUAUGGCUGGCACACUCGUCCCAAUUUUUUUUUUUUCAGAGCGCGAGUCUAAAACGAAAUUCGGGAUGUGUUUUUUUAUCGUUCUUUCUGGGGUCUUCGCCCACUGGAUACAACUUCACUCGAUUGUUUAAUCUUAUCACCAACAUAUGUGAAUUUAGCUCCCAAUUGUCAAGUCGCGUCCUCGCCCAGAAGACCACCCAUGAUAAAUAUUCACAAAUCCUGGGUAGUACCGUUUCUAUAAGCAACUACGAGCAAAGAAAUCUCAAAAACCUUACACCCCAAAUAAUAGCUGCCAUUUUAGUCACGUCGUACCAUGUUUCCAUAGGAAUCUCUCUAGCUUUUUCGGCCAUCCUCCUCCCCCAGUUGGAGGAAAAUGCGGACUUCGAAGUCACCAAAAGCGACGCUUCGUGGAUAGCUAGCAUAGUCGCUCUAACUAACCCAGCUGGUAGUCUCAUGGUGGGUGUCCUGAUGGACUACUUCGGGCGCCUCCGAACCCUUACUCUAGCCGCAAUCCCAGGACUCGGUGGUUGCGUCCUCAUGGCUCUAUCCCAAAACGUCCCAAUGCUAAUAACCGGAAGAGCUCUAGUCGGACUAUCGUCAGCUCUAGGUUCCAGCCCCGCCAUCGUCUACCUCACCGAAAUCGCCAGAAAAGACAUGCGAGGCUCUUUGAUAUCCCUCGCCCCGGCUCUAACUUCUCUAGGGAUGGUACUAACGUUUAUUAUGGGUUGGUUCAUGAACUGGAGACAAGUCGCUUGGUUGAGUACCAUCUUCACUCUAAUCCCGUGUUUUCUGGUCUUUUUUAUACCAGAAAGCCCGGCUUGGUUGGUCUCCAAAGACAAAAUCGAGGAAGCGAAGAAGUCUUUGAUGUGGAUCAACAAGUACCAACCACAACCAGAAAACAAAACCCAGACGUAUUCCGAGUUGCAGUUGACCCUGCUUCAGAAAGAGCACGAGUUGAAGCUGAUUGAAGACAGUAGAAGAACGGGGAACGAAAUAAAGGCCAAGUUUUACGAAUUUAUGAAACCUACAGGCUACAAACCCUUGAUUAUUCUGACUGGGAUGUUCAUGUUUCAGCAGUUUUCUGGAAUUUUUAUCUUCUUGUUCUUUUCGAUUUCGUUCUUCCAAGAAGUGGGUUCCACGUCUAACCCAUAUCUGACUUCUAUUUUCAUCGGAGUUGUUCGUUUUAUCAUGUCGAUGAUCAACACGUACGUCCAGAGGGCCUAUGGCAGACGAUCUCUUCUUCUGAUUAGUUGCUUCGGGAUGUCUUUGUUUAUUGUUCUUUCUGGGCUCUUCGCCCACUGGAUCAAAACUGGUACCACUACGAUGACCUGGAUUCCGGUGGUGUGUCUGUUGAUGUUCGUGGUCGCGUCCAUGAUAGGCGUCAUACCGAUUCCCUAUACCAUGACUGCUGAGUUAUUUCCUCUGGAAAUUCGGGGGGUGGCCCAUAGUGUCUCCAUUUGUAUUGCUAGUUUCGUCAUGUUUCUUUCUUUGCAGCUGUAUCCAGUCAUGUUUGACCUGUUUGGUGGGAUUUCUGGUGUGCAGUACUUCUUUGGUGGUGUUACUUUGGUGGGCGCGGUGUAUGUGUAUGUCUUUUCGCCGGAGACGCAAGAGAAGAAGCUUUCGGAGAUUGAGGAGUAUUUCAGGAAUAAUGUGGUUUAUAUUGGGAAGAAGAAGGAGAAGGAAGUGAAGAGGGUGCCGGUGAAGACUGUACACAGUAUAGUACGGAAACAAGAGCAGGAGGAGCAUUUGUUGGAGGAGGUUUGACGACUUUUGUGUGGAGUGUUUAUAAUAUCUUUGCUUUGUAGUAAAAUUAAUUAAGUGUUAAAUGUUUUGUAUUUACUGUUAUGAAUCUUAUAAAUAAAAUCUACUUGUAAAAACAUAAUUAAAAAAAUAAAUGUUUAAAAGAU